AAUCGGAUGUUAUGACCAAAUGCGAGAGAUGCUGUCAGUAGGAACGUACAAACGGGUGAAUGUUUCGGAACGGGACAGAUUAUAUGACGGACUGCAAUGGCGCAUGUUUCAUCUGAAUGGAGUCCUGUGCAUUUCUGAUCUGGUUACAAAGGGACACAAGAGCAAAUGGCUUUAUCGAGAAAAACAUUCAAAACUCUGUUUGGAAUUCCUCGUGUCAUUUACAGAAAGCCUCUGUCAUUUCCUUCCACAUCACCCUCCUCGGGUAUAUUGAUCACCAGGGGUGCCUAUGAAAGAGAUUACAGGAGACCAGGCCAGGCCCCGGACACCCGCUGGCCCUGGCAAAAGAUACACUUUGACUUCUCCAAAGGUGUGGAAGGUAUCAGAAAGCAUUUCGGGCUGUUUAGGGAUGAGUUUGUAAAUCGCUUUACUGGGCCAGAAGGAAAACCUUUAAUAAAUCAUAUGUUGGAGCAGACCCAGGUCCAGUGGGAAUUCCGUGGACCGGAAAGUCUGAAUCAGUGGAUUGUGUCAUCUGAUCAGGAGAUUGGGGGCCGUAGUGCGGCAUACAUCAAGCUUGGAAGGAACAAUACCACGUGUUUUCUAUAUGGGAUGUUGUGCUCAACGGCUCCCCGUGAUGGAGAGACAAGAUAUAGUGGAUACUGCACAAUGCGAUCCAAACAACCACUGGGCUCAUUUGACCGAAAAAAGCACUAUGAUUGGUCUACUUUCAACACCUUACACAUGCGUAUCCGUGGAGAUGGAAGACCAUGGAUGGUGAACAUUUCAGCAGAAACCUACUUUUCUCACCAGAGAGAUGACAUAUAUAGUUACUUCCUCUACACGAGAGGGGGGCCCUACUGGCAAGAUGUCAAGAUCCCAUUCUCUAAAUUUUUCCUUUCUAGUCGGGGGAGGAUACAAGAUGAUCAGCAUGCUCUCUGGUUAGACAAGGUUAACAGUAUUGGUUUUACAUUGGGAGACAAAGCAGAUGGCCCAUUUCAGCUGGAGAUUGACUUCAUCGCACUGUGUAAUGACCAUGCCCAUACAGAGGAGUUUGCAUAUGAGCUUUAUAAGAGAAACCCAGAGGUCUAA
Molecule: messenger RNA, 1086 nt
Organism: Triplophysa dalaica
Lineage: Eukaryota; Metazoa; Chordata; Actinopteri; Cypriniformes; Nemacheilidae
Gene: ndufaf1
Product: NADH:ubiquinone oxidoreductase complex assembly factor 1
Exons: 5
Coding region: 166-1086 (306 amino acids)
Biological process (GO): mitochondrial electron transport, NADH to ubiquinone; mitochondrial respiratory chain complex I assembly
Cellular component (GO): mitochondrion
Source: RefSeq, a predicted model, not a curated record